AUGGGAGGAGGGUGGCUUCCGCCAUGUCACGGCUGUACUUCAAGUUGGGGGAAGCAGGACAGCAAUGUGGCUGUUAUGCGCCUGGGAAUGGGGAUGAAGAUGGAAUUGAUUAUGUUCAAGUUGUUCAUCUUUUGGCUGAACAUACCACUGCAUCUCCUCGCGAACCGUCUUCUUCCAAUAUGGGACAUCAUACUAGGAAUUCAAUUCCUCCAUCAGAAUAAGCAUUACAAGGGGAUCUCAAAGGCAUUUUCACCUUCCUCACAUCUACCCCGACGGUAUCACAAUUCUGAGGAAGGCCGGUUUCCUCGUAGCCAUACCCCUAAGGCGUGGAUCCCUCCUUUUUCCAGGAUGACUUGGCUUCUUCUUCAACCUUAUACCACAGCAUGCGCAUGGGCAGGGAGAUGGUAUGUGUUGAAGUGUUGGUGUCACGGAGGGCCUGGGGUGGCAGACGCAAGCUCUCAGCCCCAGUUGCGUGAGCUUGAAUGA
Laccaria bicolor S238N-H82 is the source of this 486-nucleotide messenger RNA. RefSeq lists its product as uncharacterized. Bases 1 to 486 code for a protein of 161 amino acids. The record is from RefSeq and is a predicted model, not a curated record. Lineage: Eukaryota; Fungi; Basidiomycota; Agaricomycetes; Agaricales; Hydnangiaceae. The transcript is spliced from 3 exons.